AUGCCGCCAGGAAAUGGUUCAGCCUCAAUGGCAAUACCUGUCGUUGACUUCUCAUCCUGGAAGAAUACCCAGGACGAAGCUUCUCGGCUAAGAACUGCACAUGAGCUCGUCAAAGCCUGCCAAACCGUGGGCUUUGUCUACAUCAUCAACCACUCGCUGCCCAAAUCUGUCCUGGAUGAAGCAUUUGAUUGGGUGAAACGCCUUUUCAAUCUUCCUGAAGAGGAGAAAAUGAGAGCACCCCAUCCUGAAGGUUGGGCAGUGCAUCGAGGUUACUCAUGGCCUGGAUUGGAGAAAGUAUCCCAGACGAUGUCCACCGGGAAUGAUGAAGAGGCAAAAAGAAAGUUGCGAGAGGUCCCAGAUGUCAAAGAAGUAUACGAUAUCGGGAGUGAUGAAAACACUGAACAACCCAAUCAAUGGAUACCCGACGAAGCCCUCCCGGGCUUCAGGACUUUUAUGAUCAAAUUUUAUUGGGAGUGCUGGGCAGUCGGCGAGGAGCUUUUACGUGCUCUAGCCAUUGGAUUGAAUCUAGAGGACGAUUCUUACCUAGUUGACAAACAUUCAGGCCAUGGUAAUCAACUACGACUACUACACUACUUGCCCGUUCCAGCUGAAGAUCUUGAGAAAGAGCGGACAACCCGUUGUCCAGCACAUACGGAUUGGAGUUCCUUAACUAUGCUGUUUCAAGACGAUUGCGGGGGUCUGGAGGUUGAAGAUGUUUCUCGGCCAGGUACAUUCGUUCCUGCAACUCCUUUAAAGAAUGCCAUAGUGGUAAAUGUUGGUGACCUUCUUCAAAUGUGGAGUAAUGACCAACUCAGGUCUACAAACCACAGGGUCAGAAUGCCACCACUCGCCGAUCGCUAUGAGGGCCCAGAUCGGAUGACCCGCGAGCGGUUCUCGAUCCCCUACUUCAUAUCUCCAGACCCAACAUCUGUAAUUGAAUGUAUUCCAUCGUGUAUGAGCGAGGAUCAGCCCGCCAAGUACAAGCCAAUUACACAGGCAGAGUAUAACAAGAUGCGAGCCUCUAUGAUGUACUAA
Aspergillus oryzae RIB40 is the source of this 1035-nucleotide messenger RNA. Its product is annotated as isopenicillin N synthase family dioxygenase. The coding region runs from base 1 to 1035 and encodes 344 amino acids. The transcript has 3 exons. Lineage: Eukaryota; Fungi; Ascomycota; Eurotiomycetes; Eurotiales; Aspergillaceae. The record is from RefSeq and is a predicted model, not a curated record. Gene Ontology annotation, molecular function: dioxygenase activity.